AUGCUGUUGCAGACCGUUGGAAUGGGACCAGAUACAGUGGGAAAGGAUGGAUCGAGAAGCUCAACUACAUGCCCCCAUAAUGAUCGGCAAACCUUGAGACAUCUUAGCAUGACAAGACCCCUACUAGGAAACUCCAUAUCGCCCAAUCGGCGACGAGCGCUCUUUGAGACAACUAAACGAGUACUUGCCAGUGCGAUAAACGAUGGGAUAGCCUGCGCAACCCUUGAGUCAUGUAACAGCACCGGUCUGUUGUUGUGCUUACGCAGUCCCGGAGGAGCCAUGGCCAGUGAUGAAGACGCUUGGAUUAUGUGCGGUAUGCGAGCUGACGCAUAUACCGAAACAGACGGUGGCAGGGUUCUUGGGUUUGUGCGGGCGGACGAUCUCCUGGAGCCUGUGCUAAGCCGGAACCUCAACGGCGAGGUAUCAAAGGAGCUUGACCCUGGUGUGAUUUGUCGCGUUAUCUGCCGCUGGCGUUCUCGCCAAGAUGAAGAACACGCGGUAGAGACGCUUGUAAAGGAGAGAAAUGGUUGGAUAUGGCCAGUACUCUGCCAAUCCUACAUCUUAAGUCUUCACUAUGUGAUUGGGAGCAAUCAGUCGUAUCUGGACAUCCUACACAUCCGGUACUACAACAACAUUUCCCCCACCUUGUCCUACCUACUCGCCUUAGACUUGAGGUUAACCUUAUCGAAGUUACACCGAGCCUGCCUUGCCCAGUCACCCCUAGAUCCCAUCAUGCCCGAUGAUAUCCCUUAUCUACUAGAACCCGAACUAUCAUUCCUCUGCGUUCCAAAGUCAGACAUGAAAGUCUUCGGACCAUUCCAGUCACUUCUGGACCCACUUUUAGCAUCUCUUGGGAUCCCCAAGCCUGAUGAUACAAUCAAUGAGAUCGUCAUACCGUGUUUCAGUCGCCAACUCCCAGCUAUCACGCCACUAUUCCCGAAAGCACGCAUUCUGAGGGCUGUCCAAAACCGUUGCCGAGCACAACUCUCCAUGCGGACUGUCUCUAUGAUGCCAGACGCGGGCGGCUCCCCGUUGCAUCUGAAGCUAUCGCUGGAUUGCCAAAUCACAUCUCGUCUCAGGACCAUUUCCCCUUAUGCUGCAGCUUUAGUACCCGCAGUCGGGAAGAUCCUGCAAAGUUUGCUUCCCCAGGAUCUAUGGAUCUUUGAAGAAGCAGCUUCUGUUACAGGUGCCCAGGAAGACUUUGAUAAAGCCUGCCAAUUAACAUGCAUUAUCCGAAAGAGCCUAGAAAAACGAGCGGCGGACAUCGGGGAGACACUCAUCCCCAUUGCGGGACUAUCGCAGAGACCUUUCAACGAUGAUCGAACGUACGUGGAGAUUAUAUUUGGUCUUGAUGACUUGAAGGGAAAACAAGCCUGGUUCAGAAAAUACCUCACCAAAUUAAUCUCCCUCAUUUUCCCCCCUAUGAUCCGCCACGGAAUCUACUUCGAAGCUCAUAGCCAAAAUAUCCUCGUCCGCGUCAAUCUCACAAGCAAGGAGAUAAGAGGGUUCGCGCUUCGCGACUUUGACGGAAUCGGAAUCCAUUAUUCUACGUUUCUUCGCCAUCCCAACAACAAGAAUGCCCUCAAAGAAAUCCCCCCCGGUGCACGUACUCUUACUGAUAACUUACCUAGAAUGUGGCAGUUGGUGCAUCAUGCCCUUCUCCAGGUACAUGUAGGUCAUCUCUUAUACCUGUUGGGAUUAGAAUCGAUGGGCGGAUGGCGUAUUGUGCGUGAGGAACUAGAGAGGGCGCUGGACCCUUCCGGAGAUCCAGAUGGUCGGGCACUGUAUGACUACUGGUUAAAAGAGACGAUGUUGUCUAAGUGUUUUCUGGAGAUGCGGUUGCGGGAUGCGUAUGCGAAGAAAUAUGAGAGGGAAAUGCCGAAUAUUCUCCUCCGGAAUGCGUAA
Messenger RNA from Aspergillus piperis CBS 112811, 1905 nucleotides. RefSeq lists its product as uncharacterized. The record is from RefSeq and is a predicted model, not a curated record. The transcript is spliced from 4 exons. The coding region runs from base 1 to 1905 and encodes 634 amino acids. NCBI's taxonomy places the organism in Eukaryota, Fungi, Ascomycota, Eurotiomycetes, Eurotiales, Aspergillaceae. Gene Ontology annotation, biological process: siderophore biosynthetic process.